CCUGCACUCAUGCACACACUCUUCUGGUAGGUAAACCUAUCUGACAUUUAACUCUUGCUGAAUUUCUGUCUGGUGGUCUAAGGUGUGCGUGCAUGCAUGCGUGUCUGUGCGUGCGUGUGGCCAUGUGACAGGCCGUCCGGAGUUGUCCAGCCUCCUGUUUUUUUUUUUUUGGUUUUUUUUUUGACUCCCUUGCAGUUGCAUGGAUCGUAUUACUGGCUUGCUCUCCCCGCACCGCUGAGCCCACCGCCUCUGCACCAAUCACAGCCUGCCUCUACCUACGCGCACAUGCAUGCACGAACGCACAGACACAGACCCUGACGUAUACACACACACACACACACACACACACACACAGAGAUACACGGCGAUCCGUCGCUCCCGUUCUCCGCUGCCUUCACAUGCGUCCCCACCGACUCAGCGGAGCGCAGGCAGCGCCAAGAUGAGCGGUCGCCCCGGUACCAUUUGAACGUCUCACCGCCUGACUGACCCAGAGCCGGGGGAGAGAGAGAGAGAGAGAGAGAGAGAGAGAGAGAGAGAACCCAUCUUCCCUCCGCUUGGAAGAGACCGCAACGCAAGCCGUUUCUUACGGCAUCUUUUCUUUUUUUUUCCACCCCCCCCUCCUCUCCUCCCGUUCUUGCUGCAUCCCUCCGUUGCUGUCGGUCUCCCGCUCUAAAGGAGAAACCGGAGAGCCCGGUCGUGAUUUUGUGGAAAUACAUUUUGGCAUUUUUUUUUUCCUGCUGGGUGUUGGUAGCGCGCAGUUGGUGCGCGCUUUUGCAAAUUCCGGUGAAUGGUGGAUUUGGCAAACAUGGAGACCGUGGAGAAGGAAUGCGGGGCCCUCGGGGGUCUAUUCCAGGCGAUUGUCAACGACAUGAAGUGCUCCUAUCCUGUGUGGGAGGACUUCAGUGCCAAGGCCACCAAGCUGCAUUCCCAGCUUCGAACCACAGUUCUGGCUGCUGUGGCCUUCCUGGAUGCCUUUCAGAAGGUGGCAGACAUGGCUACCAACACCAGAGGGGCGACCAGAGAUAUCGGUUCAGCUCUGACCAGGAUGUGCAUGAGGCAUCGCAGCAUUGAGGCCAAACUUCGCCAGUUCACCAAUGCUUUGAUGGAGAGUCUGAUCACUCCUCUCCAGGACAAGAUUGAGGACUGGAAGAAGACAGCCAACCAGCUGGAUAAGGAUCAUGCCAAAGAGUACAAGAGGUCACGCCACGAGAUCAAGAAGAAGUCAUCUGACACCAUGAAACUACAGAAGAAGGCUCGUAAAGAGAUGCUGGGGCGAGGGGACCUGCAGCCUCAGCUGGACAGUGCCAUGCAGGAUGUGACUGACAUGUGCCUGUUGAUGGAAGAGACAGAGAAGCAGGCAGUGCGCCGGGCCCUUGUGGAGGAGAGGGGUCGCUUCUGCACCUUCAUCGGCUUCCUUCAGCCUGUCGUGAACGGAGAGAUCGCCAUGCUGGGAGAGAUCACCCACCUCCAGGCCAUCAUUGAUGACCUCACUGUGCUGACAACCGAUCCUCACAAACUGCCCCCAGCUAGUGAACAGGUGAUUAAGGAUCUGAAGGGGUCAGAUUACAGUUGGUCCUACCAGACCCCUCCUUCAUCCCCAAGCAGCUCUGGCUCCCGCAAGAGCAGCAUGUGCAGCAGCGUCAACAGCGCCCACAGUAGUGCCUCCCGUUCGUCAGGGGGAGGCGGUAGUGGUGGUAUUAGUGGCGGUGGUGGAGGCUCCCAGCCUCACUCACCCACCUCAUCCUCCUCCUCCUCCUAUCGCUACCGCAGCAGCCUGCCACACCAGCCUCCACCACUGGGGGGCAUCGCGGCACACCGCCUCAGCAGCGUCUCCUCCCACGAUUCGGGCUUCGUGUCCCAGGAUGCAAACAUCUACUCCAAGCCCCCCUCGCCCAUGCCCUCGGACAUCACUAGCCAGAAGUCAUCCAGUUCAGCAUCGUCAGAGGCCUCAGAAACAUGCCAGUCAGUCAGUGAAUGCAGCUCCCCCACCACUUUUGGCACGUCCUUCGCUACCUUCCGCCCCACUCUCUCUCACUCUGGCUCCACCAGGCCUCUCUCUGUCAUUCUUCCUGUUCCUGCGUCCCCACCCUAUAACUGCCCCCCCGGAUCCAGCUCCACCUCUCCCACAUCAAAGGUUCCUAUCUGGAAGGAUUGGUCAAAAGCAGGUCAGUAUGAGCAGCCGGUGGCUGCAGCGGCAGUUCAGAGGAGAAAGGAACCUCUCGAUAGACUGAGAGAGAACGAGGCGUCGCCGGGAUCCCAGGGAUACGCCGGGCCGUCACACCCUGAUGACGCGCAGAGACCCAGGAUGACCCCGGCUACCAUCGCUGCCAAGCAUGGAGAGGAGGUUUCUCCAGCAGCGAGUGACCUGGCCAUGGUGCUGACCAGAGGACUGAGUAUGGAGCAACAGAAAAGCAGCAGAGACUCCCUGCAGUACUCCAGUGGCUACAGCACAGAGACCACAACCCCGUCCUGCUCUGAGGACACAAUUCCUUCACAAGGUUCAGAUUAUGACUGCUACUCAGUCAACGGUGAUGCUGAAGGUCCAGAUGGACAGACAGAGUUCGACAAGUCCUCCACCAUUCCCCGCCACUCUAACAUCGCCCAGAACUACCGGCGCAUGAUCCAGACCAAAAGGCCAGCCAGCACAGCCGGUCUACCCAGUGGGGUUCUUGGUCCUGGGGCUCAUGGGAUACCAGGACAAGCUGGUGGAGCUGGUGGAGGUGGAGCAGGCACUCCAGGCACUGCCACCAUCCGGCGAACCCCGUCUACCAAACCGGGUGUGAGGCGCACACUGUCCAACGCGGGGCCUAUACCCAUCCGACCACCCAUUGUGCCUGUCAAGACACCCACUGUUCCCGGAGACUCGUAUUCAGCUGGUGCAGGUGGUGGUGGGUAUGCGGGUGGAGGGCACUCAGGUGGCGUGCCUGUGCGUGUGGGCAGUGAGGAGUGUGUGUUCUUCACUGGAGUCGAGGAUGCACAGGGAGCGCUUGAAUAUGUGAAGGCGUCACCGAAGCGCCUCAGCCUGCCUAACACCGCCUGGGGAUCAGGGGCGGCGUUAGAGGUGUACGCCCAGCAGCACGGCGGUCUUUCAAUGGGCCCAGGGGCCGGAUCAGAGGAGGAUCAGAUGAUUGCUGCCAAUCGGCACAGCCUAGUGGAGAAGAUCGGCGAGUUGGUAGCCAGUGCGCACGCCCUUGGAGAGGGGCAGUUUCCUUUCCCCGCCCUCCCCGAUGACCCGGCCCUGCAGCCAACUGGGCCCACCGACACUCAGACAGGGACAGAGGGGGCAGAAGGGUCCGGUGACAUGCUGACCACCAUCAGGAGAGGAGUCCGCCUUCGCAAGACCGUCUCCAAUGACCGCUCGGCGCCGCGCAUCUUGUGAUUGGAGGAGAAGCAGGAAGAGGAUGAUACUUGUCAGCGAAUAGGGAGUCAGGUGUUGGUGUGGUGCAACCCAACCGCCUAAUACAUACAAAAACCAUGUAGGGAAAGCUAUAAUAUAACAGAAGAUGAAUGAAAACGAAAACAUACACAAAAAAUAAGUUUAAAGACAUCAUUAGAGUAAUGAUAUAUAAUAUAAUAUAAUAUAAUAAUAACAUUAAUAAUGUUAACCCAUGCUGACAAUUAAAAGUUAAAUACUGAAUAUUGACAGGCUCCUAGCCGGCCACUAUAACUAGUGUGUGUUGGACGCAUGUUUGUCUUCUCUACACCUUCACCCAGGGAUGGAAAGACUCAUAGGAAAAACAGAUAAGAUUAGAAAAAGGCAAAGAAAGAGAGAAAGACUGGGUUCUGUUUGCCAACUUAUACCCUUCCCCAUCUUCUCCAACUAACCCAACUGUCUAAUCCCAGAUGACUGAUGACUGAAGGAGGGGCCAGUGGGGGCGAGAGAGAGGGAGGUCAGAGUGCCAUGUGAACAGCUGGAUUUGAACCCAGGCUGUCUCAGCAGCAACAUACUGUACUUAUUUGCCCACUGAACUGAAGCUUUGGUAUUAGCACGGGGAGCUAACAAGCCAGAGGGCUCCUCUGGUUCAUCCUAAUCUAAAAGAGUCUAAAAAAAAUACUGUUGGCAUUGAACCGUGCUAGUGCCCCCUUCCCCUCUCUCUCUCUCUGUAUGAAGUGUGUGCGCCUAUUCAUGUGUAUGCAUGUGGGCAAAUGUGAAUGUGUGUGCACAUGUGAUUGAUUGUGUGUAGUGUGUGUGCGUGCGAGGGGGGUGGGUAGAGCUCUGCUGCAGGACAGCUGGUUACCCAAUGAGGGCAGGGCUUUUCUCCUGUGUGUUGUGCGUGUAUUUUCUUGUUUAUAUCGUGCUGUCAUUUACCUUGUUACCACUGUACGAGAAGUUACGAGAAGUAAUCCAGGCGUACAGAUAUAUUCAUAUAUAUUUUCUAGAACCAGAGAGAAAAUGUUAAAUCAGAAAUGGAGCAAUAAGUGUGUUUUAUUUUCUUGUUUCCAAGAAGAGAAUCGAUGGAGGAUUGUAGGUUCUCCUUUGUCACAUUCAGGCAAUCAUCAGGAAUGCUAAAUUACACAUCGACUGUGAAUUCAUGCCUAGCCGGUUUUGGCGUGUCUCUCUCCCUGCCCCUGUCUCGUUCUGGUGGAGGAAAUGGAUUACAAAAAAUGUUGAAAAAAAAAAAAACUGUAAGCACUUUGAUAGGUGGUAGAGGAUGUACAAUAGCCACUAGGUGUUGCUGUAGUCAUACUGUAUGAUAGGGAGAAUGAAAAUGAGAGAGAUGGUUGCCAAUAAGACUGUGUCCUGAGGAAAUGUUUUAAUUUGUAGAAGAAGAAGACAUAAAGGGACAAAGAGGAAGUGAAAAAGACUUGUGGAAUUGGAGUGAUUGGUCAAAUGAGAGAUGGGAUAAGAAAGUAGAGCUAAAUAUUUAUGUAAAAAUGGAUUGGACGUCAGGGCUCUUCAGGGUUCUACAAGCCAUCACCUGCCGUGGAUUGUGAAUAGUACUGAAGCUUUUUAUGAUGUGGAUCGACUGGUAUCUGAAGGACUGAACACAUAAUGCAAAAAAUACACUGCACAGAUAGGUCAGACUACUUGGAUAUAGGUUUAAAGGGUUGGUUCACCCAAAUGACAAACAAACAUAUGUUCUCACUAGUCAUAAAAAUAGUUUACUUGUAAAGGUUAAGAAAUAUGAGAAUCUGAGAUUUCUGCCUCCACUCCAUAAUAAUGGAGGUGAAUGUAAUUUUGUUUGUGGUGAUCAUAGCGUUAAAAAAUUACAUUUAAAAAUUUCAACAGCUACAUCUACGUCUUCCCAGAGUCAAUGGCUCCAUUUCUUUGGAUCAUCUACAGACCUUGUCUUAAUUAGACUACUUUCUACCGCAAUAAUAGUCUUUAAAAAACAGUUGAAAGCACAUUUGAUAGAUUGUUGAGAGUAACAAGGACACUAUUUCAGAAAAGACGCAUUACUGUUGAACUUUUUAAAUGCAAUUAAUACUGUGAGCACUAUUCACCUCUACUGUAUCGGGUUGGAGGCAGAAAUCUCAGAAACUGGACAAAUAAAACCAAAACUAUCAACAUGCCUAGAUAUUGUAGAGACACAUGUAGAAAAUAUGUUUAUUUGUAAUUUGGGUUCAAUGACAGUCAAACAUACAUCAACAAUGGACUUGAAAUUUAUUUGCACAUGCAGAUUAUGUUCAUUGGAUAUAUGCUUGAGUGGCAUGAAUGUACUCUGGAGAUUUCAACAUUGAAUGCUGUAUUUCCAAUACUGUAUAUUACAAAGUAAUCUUCACUCAUGUUCAAGUGCAAAUACAUAUCAGCACACCAGCUUAUCUGCAAAUAUAUUCUUACCUAUAAAUACUGUAUAUUUGUGCAUUAUGGGAAAGCAAAGUGAAGUCUUGAACAUAGCUGAACAACAGUUUUUUGCCCCAGAUUCGCUCUAGUUAAAACCUUCCUCCUUUACAAAAUUAACUACAACAAUCUUGUGUUCCAUUUAAAAGGAUACCAUACAAAAAAAAAACAUAGUAAAAAGGAUUAAAGUUGCAAUAAUGUUACCAUAGGAGGCAAAAAAUUAUGAAAAACAUGGAGAGAACACGUACAGUUGGUUGCUAGUGUUGGGCAGCAACGCAUUGAAGUGAUUACUUUUUUCAGUAAAGAGUAACAGAUUACAAUCUGAAAUUUAGUAAUUACAUGACAGUUACUAAUCGAAAAUUUGAGAGUCAACUUAUUUGCUGUCUUACGGAGGACAGACUGCAGCUGCAGUUGAGAGGUGUAGCCUCUACAAAAAGAGGAGAAAUAAAUGCGCCUUUCAGUAACAAAGUUGUCUUAUUUACAUGUUGUGUCUUCUUAGCUACCAUCCAGCAGCUGGUAGCUUUGCCUUUGUCCGAGCCUCCAGUUGAGGAUAAGACUUCUUUUGAGUGCAGCGUGCGGUCAGUCACUCAGGCUAAGCUAACGUUAGCUGUUGAUGGUCUUGUUUUCUGGUCCGGCGUGUUAAAUACAGAAGAUGUGACAUGCUGUAAGAUAAUGAGUAAUGAAACUAACUACUUUUGCUGUUGAGUAAUGUGUAAUGAGUAAUUGAUUACAUUUUUUAACUAACUUGCCCAACACUGGUUACUAAUGAGCGGUGUCACCUGAAAUGUAAGCAUUUAUUCAGUCACAGAAAAUAAACGCAGUUCCCCUGAUCAGGUUCUUUCAUUGAUUGUUGUGUGAACACAAAAUUGCUGUCUAAACUAAAAUAUGCACCAGGCUACCCCAGUAUGGUUUGGCUCAGUUCAGUACAAAUAUCCCAGUUCAGCUCAGGAGGCUCAGGAUUAUUUAUGGACAUUAUGAUGUGCGCAAAGGUGAAGCCUGUUUGAUGCGCUCGCUGGUGGCAAAGAAGCAGGAGGGUUUCAAUUUUUUAAGCUGACAGAAAGAGGAAAAUAUGUGUGGAAUGAGCAUUUCACUGCCUGUUCAUACAAUAUGUACUCUAUGUGCUGUACUUGUAAAUGAGAAUCAGGCGCACAGAUUUGGUACAAAGGUUUGUUAGAAAAUAUUACAUGGACUAUUCAGUUUUAUUAUUUUUUCAUUCUGCAGUACUGUUUGAAUAUUUAGUCUUACUUUUAAUUAAUGUAAAAAGAAGAAAAAACUCCCGUUUCAACACAAACUACUAAGCUGUGUAUCAUAUGGAUGUAGGAUGUGUGGGCCGCGAGUGAGUGUGUGCUUGUUUGGCUGUUGAACUGUAGACUAGUGAACUCUUCAUCAACAUGUCUGUAUGCUCUUCUAGCAGUGACCUUAACAUAGCCGGUAACAUCAGCGCUCUCACAUGCUCUUUUUCUCGAUAUAUUUCUUUUUUUUCCUCUUGAAUAGAGCACUGUCACCCUCGGCCAGCACACUUUUUUUUUUUUUUUUUUUGAACUUUGAAACAGUGCUUCAACAAGGGGAGUGAUUAUUUUUUUUAUUUUUUUUGUCUGGGGGAAACUACUGUAUGUGUGUUGUCACAUGUGGAUGCUGUGUGUUGUAUCAGCUGAAUCUGACUGGGUGAGAGGGUGGAAGGGGAGAGCAGCGGGCUUGGACUCCAUCCCCCCCCCCCCAAAAAAAAACACAUUUUGGGUGAGAAAAUGUUCAUCUGAAGUGUUUGUGUAAGACCGCCUGUCGAGGUCACACUGUACAUGAAUAUACGUACGUAUGCCGAAUGUACUGCAAAGUGAAGGGGAUCAUCGAACUGUACUUGCUUGAACUAUUGCAAUGUCAGAACUUUGUUCUUGUACAACUGAAUGAAGUUUCCAGUUUAAACAGUUGGAAAGCAAUACAGAGAUAGCGUGCGUGUACGUACAUUCACAAUAAUGUUCCAGUGUGGGUAUGUUAAAGGAAAAUACCACUGUUUUGUCAUCUCUAGGAUACUUGUGUUCCCCAUCUAAACUCUGUUCCACAUUGCAUGGCUCUGAUGUAUGAUUUGGAGUUUAGAGACUAUACAUCCAAGGACACUGCUAGAGCCGAUUCCACUAGUCUGAAUGUGCUGUAUGUUUAUUAAUUCUAGUGCAAACUGAAACUGAAACACUGCCAGUUAUCUACAGUAGGUUACUGCUUGACUGAAAGGUUUAUAAUGCCCUGCAGCAGAGACACGCUGUUUAAUUCCAAAUGAUGGAUAACAACUCAGGACAAGACAAGGAUGCUAAAAUUGUAGGGUUUUCACAUUGAAUGAGAUCAAGACAGUCAAAUCAAACUGCACACACCCUGUCAUGCAACAGGAUGUAUAUAGGCUAUAGGAUGAGUGUGAGAUGAGAGUAAGAUACAACACUGCUAUUUUCCUUUAAAAUGCCCAGUUAACAGCACAAAAAGUUAUCUAACUAAACAAUAAUGUCUUUUUUUUUAACAUGCUGAAUUAACUGUGUAGUGAACUAACUGUCUGAACAAGCUGAAAUAACUACUCUGCUACAUAUGUGUCAAUAUGCCCAUGAGUGUAUGUGUAUGUGGGUAGAAGUAGGCCUACCGGCACGUGGGCACAGCAGGAGCUACAAUAAAAGCAGGACAUUCUGUAGGAACAUACAUAGACACAUAGCCAGAUUUUCAUGCGUGCAGGCAUGCGUGCGUACACAAAAACACACAUACACAUCAUAGGAUACACACACAAAAUAUUCCAUUCUUCCUCAACUGAGAAAACUACACAUUCCUAACUACAGCAUGUCCAAAAGUAACCAGCACUGUAAAAAGUAACAUUUUAAAAUUUCUUUUGUAAUUUGAUCAAGUUAAAAGGUUGAAAAUAUCCCAUCUGAACUUUCAGUGACAUUACUACAUUUUAAUUUCUUUUGCUAUUAGCUGUCUUAUUGCUUAGCGCGUGAACUAGACAACAUCUAGAAUAAUACAAAAAUGGAACAUGGUACAUUUCUUUCAUGUUACAGGUAGUUACAUACAGCAUGCAUACUUGAUUAAAAGUUGAAAAAAUGAUUUCAAAAAAUACUGUGUUUCUAUACAUACAGCUAGCCCGACAGACUACAGCGCUGUUGAGUAUUAGGUAUGUACCUAUGACUAAUAUGAGCUUAUAUAGACUGUCAGAUGUUAAAGGAAUUGUUUGCCAUUUGGGGAAAUACUCUUAUUCGCUUUCUUGCUGAGAGUUAGAUGAGAAGAUUGAUACCACUCUCAUGUCUGUAUGAUUAUUAUGAAGCUACAGCUAUUAGUUCACUAAUUAACAAUCUAUAUCUUGUUUGUUUACUUCACACAAAAACCAAAGUGUAAAAUUGACAAGUUGUUGUGGUUUUAUGGCGGGUAAUGUGCUGGAUUAUUUCUCAGCCAGGCACAGUGAGAAAACGAAUAACCCCAAAAUGUUGCGCUAUUCCUUUAACGUUUAAAGAAAACUUGGCGAUUAGUUUUUUCAGAUGGUGUGACCACAGUAGGAUUGAGACGUAGUCUAAGAAAGCCUGGAGGUGUACAAAAACUGCCAAUUAAACAACUAUGGAAUUAGUGUUUCCAGUAUGGAUAAAGCAAAAGAAAACUGAAUUUACAUAUUCCUCUGAUCCCAGACUUUUUUACACUUAUGUAUCCCUCUCUUCUUUUUCCUCUCUUUAUCUUCCUCUUUUCUUACGACGCCCCUCAGCCUCCAUCCACUGCUCGGCACAGUACACCCAGGGAUGCCUGUCUAUCUGACGGGUUAGAAAACAACACUUGUCACGAUAAGAGUCCCACCGGCUGUUACGGUCUCUUUGUGCCUCGCAGCCAAUCAAAGCUAAUGAAAACUAAUUCCGAAGAAGUCUUUAUUUUCACCACAGUCCACAGUGAAUAUGAGCUCAGCUUUGUUUCUCUCUGCCCGUCUCCCCUUCACUCUCCUCCCUCCCCUCUCUCCAUGUGUGUCUGUAUACUGUAUGAUGGUGUGCAUGUGGGUGCACGGUUCAAAUGUGGGUGUGUUUGGUAAUGGCUAACGGGUGGUAUCAUUAUAGGUCCUGGGUGUGUUGUUCAAAGAAGGGCUGGAAGCAUUAGCUAGGCUAAACCUCUCCCUGCUGUACCCAGUAACAUGAGCUGGUUUCAAGGCAAGCAGCUGGAUGUCUGACACAUCUCAGUGCUAGAUUACAUUUUAAUACAUUUUGAUCAGGUUUUUUAAGACAUCUUUUUGGCAUCAUCUCCCAGGCAGCUUAUAUUACUCUGAUGCUUUCUCGGUGAACCUCUGUCAAAGAAACCUACAAGAUGCAAGUACGAGCAGUAAUUCAACAUGCAGUGGGCCUUUUUACCCACAUUGCCAGCACAAGAAAUCUGCUAGUGUGCAAAGCACAUGGUUGGUAAGACUACCAAAACACUGUAUCUUAAUCAAUAAAGAGUAUUAGUACGAAAAUGGCCAAAGUAAAAAUCCACUCAAAGGGAGACUAGGCAACUUUUGUGGAACAGCUGCCACUGUGGCCACAAGUGAUAAUUACAGUAUAAUGGUAAAUGCUAAAAUGUAAUGCAACAUUAUCGCAAGAAGAGACAAGUUUAAAGUUAAAAAACUGACUCAGUAAUGUCAGUAACUAACAUUAGCUAACACUAGCUGCAAUUAGUUACUGGUAAAACCAGACCAAGCAAGGCAAAACCCCUGAGUGUACUGAACUGAGCAACAGUUCGUUUUAUCUGCCAUGAAUUUAACUUUUCAUUUGUAAGAGGAAAAAUAUGUUAUUUCUUCUUUCAAAAGUUACAUAGCCUUACUUUAAGUAGAAGUUAAAAACAAGACCAUAGUUUCAAAUGUCAUAAUUCCAAAAGUACAUUACCAAAUCACUUUAUAAAUCAAAGUUUUUAACAGAGGAAGUAUUGUCAAAGAGCCUUAGGCUCCAAAUACAAUAGGCCAGUAAAAAAACUCAUUGCUGCAUCAGUAAUCAACUAUUCUUCAAUCAGCUGACCUACUUUUUACUUUUAACGAAGUGCAUUUUUGCACAAGUACUAUACUUCUACUUAAGUAAAAUUUCUUUAAGGUAACAGUACUUUUACUUGAGUAUAAUAUUGUAGUACUCUUUCCAUCCCUGAUUAAAAGUAGAGUAAAACAGCCGCUCAGGCUGCCUGUUGUUAGAUAUAAAACAUUAAUCAUGGCCACCAUCUCUCAGCCAGUAAACUUGUUGACCGUCUGCACUUCAGCUGAGUUUCCCUGGUUACUCAGAUUUAUAGGAAAUUUGCAGCCUUCCACUGUGAGCAUUUGCUGGCAGCAUGAACACGCCGUUAGAAAUCUAUGCGGCAAUAUUGUGGACAACAGCCUUAUUGGUGGUGUGGAAUGCUUCUCCAUACCUUUGGUUCCCUUCAAAUAUGUAUACACUGGAAACUUACUGUAAGUCCUAAAUAACAUAAAUGUCACCCAUGUUAAAUAAUUGAAAUGAUCGUGUAAGUUCUUUAUCUAACUGAUACAAAUAAGAAAGACCCUGUGCUGGCAAUUGAAGGACAGACUGUGUUGUAUUUAUGAUCAGACCAAAAGAAGUAUUGUGUAUUUGCUGUAUGCACAACCCACUCCUUUAGCCAUCUGCCCAGGUUAUAUUGAAUGUGUACUUUAUGUAUGUGUGCAUGAGUGUGUGCAUGAGUGUGUGUGUAUGUGUGUUGCACAAGGACACGUGGUUAAGACCCCUACUGUUCCUCCCUCCCACCUCCCACACACAAUCUGUCAAUCCUUCCUGCUGUCUAAUACUGAAGAAACCCACUACACAUUCACACAAACACAGUUAGACGCACUCUUCUGAAGCAAACAUGACUACGGUAGAUUCUCAGAAGCUAUAUGAUGGUCCGCUGAAGUCCUCCAAGGGAUCAUGAUGAAACAUGUUGCAACUUCCUGUCAUACAGCCAUGCAGAACAGAGUGGCCAAAGUGGCCUCCUGGUGCCACUGUAACUAAACUGAAUGUCUUACUGUCAAUACUCCCGUUCUCAAUAGUGUCUCUCGCUCGCUCUCUUUCUCUUCUUCCUUUAAAACCUCCAUAUGAACUCUACAACGAAAUCUCUCCACAACUCACCGUUGAGGCAUUGAUAUCCAUAUCUAUGGGGCUAUUUUGUUCUAUGGAUAACAUGACAGAGUCAACAUCUGCUUUGUCUUUCUGUACAAACCAAUCAUUUGCUCCUCUCUUCCCUCCCGAGUAGCCCUGCAGGCACUGUGGUCUUGUCUUUCUCUCUUCUUUCUGUCUCCUCUUCGGCUCUUCUUCUUUAAUUUAUUGUGAAUUGAUUUCUAAGGUUGUUUCGCCACUGUCGCUGAUGAUAAGGUUUUCUUUUGUCUUCCUUUUUGUAAAAUUGACCCUUUUUUGUUAACUUUAGUCACUGCUAAUGUAACAAAACGCACUGUGAUGAUUCCAGUAUUAAUAAAAGUUGUACUUAAACUGUG
Siniperca chuatsi (mandarin fish) is the source of this 12218-nucleotide messenger RNA. It is a transcript of the gene mtss2b, whose product is annotated as MTSS I-BAR domain containing 2b. Lineage: Eukaryota; Metazoa; Chordata; Actinopteri; Centrarchiformes; Sinipercidae. Gene Ontology annotation, cellular component: cytoplasmic side of plasma membrane; actin cytoskeleton. Gene Ontology annotation, biological process: cell projection assembly; plasma membrane organization. Gene Ontology annotation, molecular function: actin binding; phospholipid binding. The record is from RefSeq and is a predicted model, not a curated record. The transcript is spliced from 16 exons. Bases 788 to 3379 code for a protein of 863 amino acids.